Penicillium chermesinum is the source of this 609-nucleotide messenger RNA. RefSeq names its product nascent polypeptide-associated complex subunit family protein. NCBI's taxonomy places the organism in Eukaryota, Fungi, Ascomycota, Eurotiomycetes, Eurotiales, Aspergillaceae. The record is from RefSeq and is a predicted model, not a curated record. The transcript is spliced from 4 exons. Gene Ontology annotation, cellular component: cytosol; nascent polypeptide-associated complex. The coding region runs from base 1 to 609 and encodes 202 amino acids.
AUGGAUCACGCAAAAUUGGCUAAGAUGCAGCAGAGCGUGCGGAUUGGUAUGUUUGUCUCCUUCUUUCCCGGCUUCCUGAAGCUGUGCGAGGCUUGUUGGGGGGGGGGUCCCGCGUUCGACAUCGUGGAGCUGGUGGCCAAAUAUCGGCCGCCGCACACGUCUCGGACAUUUGAGAUUUUUCAGAUUACUGACCAUAGGCAAGGGCACUCCCGCCGCAAGGUCAAGAAGGUUACCCGCAACUCCGGUGCCGACGACAAGAAGCUGCAGGCCACCCUCAAGAAGAUGAACGUCCAGCCCAUCCAGGCCAUCGAGGAGGUCAACAUGUUCAAGGAGGAUGGCAACGUUAUCCACUUCUCCAACCCCCGUGUCCACGCUUCCGUCCCCUCCAACACCUUCGCUCUCUACGGUAACGGCGAGGAGAAGGAGCUCACUGAGCUCGUCCCCGGUAUCCUGAACCAGCUCGGCCCUGACAGCCUUGCUUCUCUCCGCAAGCUCGCUGAGUCCUACCAGAACCUGCAGAAGGCCCAGGGCGGCGACAAGAAGGAUGAUGACGAGGAUGAUAUCCCCGACCUGGUGGAGGGCGAGAACUUCGAGAACAAGCCGGAGUAA